AUGGCAUCAACCAUCGGCGCCGGCUCCAUGCCCACUCUGGACGUCCAGUCUGACACUUCUCGCCUUCGCCACAGAAAGCUCGCUCCUCUCGUCAUCGCAAUCCUCCUCGUAUCCGCCAUCGCCUGGGUUCUGUACCAAGUCUCCCAAUCAGCAACCAAGUUCCGCGACACGGCGUCCGAGCGCAUGGGCAAGAAGAACGUCGUCUUCACAAAAGACGGCAUGAGAGUCGGUGUAAGACAGGUACAGAACGAAAAAUACGUCGACAAGACCCAGAGCUGGGUCGUGAAAGCCUGGAACCUAGGCCAGCCGCAGCCAAAGUCCAAGGAAGAUUUGUCCAAGCGGAAGAAAUGA
Messenger RNA from Metarhizium album ARSEF 1941, 351 nucleotides. RefSeq lists its product as uncharacterized. Lineage: Eukaryota; Fungi; Ascomycota; Sordariomycetes; Hypocreales; Clavicipitaceae. The record is from RefSeq and is a predicted model, not a curated record. The transcript has 3 exons. The coding region runs from base 1 to 351 and encodes 116 amino acids.